Messenger RNA from Equus caballus (horse), 1140 nucleotides. RefSeq names its product mitochondrial ribosomal protein L28 (gene MRPL28). Gene Ontology annotation, molecular function: structural constituent of ribosome. The record is from RefSeq and is a predicted model, not a curated record. Gene Ontology annotation, cellular component: mitochondrial large ribosomal subunit. Lineage: Eukaryota; Metazoa; Chordata; Mammalia; Perissodactyla; Equidae.
GGGGCCCGGGCACGCGGCGCGGCUUCCGGUUCCGGCGGGGCUCGGAGCUCGCCGAGGCCGCCGCGAUGCCCCUGCACAAGGUCCCGGUCCGCCUGUGGAAGCAGCUGCGGCUGCGGGAGGGCCUCUGCGCGCGCCUGCCGCAGCACUACCUGCGCUCCCUGGAGGAGGCGCGCACGCCCGCCCCCGUGCACUACAGGCCGCACGGGGCCAAGUUCAAGAUCAGCCCCAAGAACGGGCAGCGGGAGCGCGUGGAGGACGUGCCCGUUCCCAUCCACUACCCCCCGGAGUCCCAGCUGGGGCUCUGGGGCGGCGAGGGCUGGAUCCUGGGCCACAGAUACGUCAACAACGACAAGCUCUCGAAGAGGGUAAAGAACGUGUGGAAGCCACAGCUGUUCCAGCGUGAGCUCUACAGUGAGAUCCUGGACACGAAGUUCACUGUGACCGUGACCAUGCGGACCCUGGACCUCAUUGAUGAGGCCUACGGGUUUGACUUCUACAUCCUCAAGACCCCGAAGGAGGACUUGUGCUCCAAGUUCGGGAUGGACCUGAAGCGAGGGAUGCUGCUGCGGCUUGCCCGACGGGACCCCCAGCUGCACCCGGACGACCCUGAGAGGAGGGCGGCCAUCUACGACAAGUACAAGGAGUUCGUCAUCCCGGAGGCAGAGGCUGAGUGGGUUGGCCUGACGCUGGAGGAAGCUGUGGAGAAGCAGAGGCUUCUGGAAGAGAAGGACCCGGUCCCUCUGUUCAAGGUCUACGUGGAGUCACUGAUCAAGCAGCUUCAGCAGGAGGCACUGUCUGAGCCGGCAGUGGUGGGAAGAGACCAGCGAGAAGUGACCACGUAGUGUGCCGGGCCUGACAGCCAGGCUCAGCCCCAACCCCGUGCCCUGUAGCACCGUGGACACAGACCCUGUGGUGGUGGCGAGGGCCAUUUGUGGGUGAACCUGUGCUUGUGUGUGCCGGCCAUGCAGCUCCUGGAGUAGAGUGGGCUUUGUGAGGCCCUUUGGGGCCUCUUGUCUCAGGAUCCUUAGAGCCCUGGGGCCUCUGUGCUGCCCCGCGGUCCCCCCUCCGUCCUGCAGCGGAGGCCCGGCCGAGGCAGGGUCACACACUUGGGGGGAAGCUUGAGUAAAGUCUGAGCCGGGC